Molecule: messenger RNA, 2349 nt
Organism: Volvox carteri f. nagariensis
Lineage: Eukaryota; Viridiplantae; Chlorophyta; Chlorophyceae; Chlamydomonadales; Volvocaceae
Exons: 11
Coding region: 1-2349 (782 amino acids)
Source: RefSeq, a predicted model, not a curated record
AUGCUCCGAAACCUCUUCCGACCUUCCCCGGAUGGCCAAGGCCAAGGCCAAGGCCAAGCCAUGCACCGCCGCGCUGUGGCUACCUCCCCCGGUGGCGGCGGCAGCAGCCGCAGCGCGGCAUACGGACCUUCCUGGCCCGUACCCACCGAUGAGGACUGGGGAAGUGGGCCCUCUUCCAAUGACUGGGGCGGGGCCUAUAUUGACGAGGGGGGUGGUUUUAUACUACCGGAACCUUCACAGCACCGCCCCGUGGAGCCCUCGGCGCCUCCACUGCCAGCGGACCUACUGUACCACAUUGGAACGAUUAACGAUAACUACCACAACCACUACGCCGCGCAUGGCAACGACCUAAAGGCAGCAGCACCAACAGGACCAGCAGAAGCAGCCGCAGCCGCAGCAGCAGCAGCAGCGCCGCCGUUCCGUGACCGUGACCCGUACCACGGGCGCUACAAUGACCCGUGGGUCGGUCCUCACUUCGCCAGCAGCAGCAACCUGGUGCACAGUAGCGCAACCGGCGGCGCCGCUGGCGGCGGUGGAGGACGGCGUCGCAUGCCGGAAAGUCAGCCGCCGUACUAUGUGACGCCCAACGUCGCGGCCGCCGCUUCCGCCGCUGGUGACGCUGGUCAGCCCCGCUGGGGUGGCGGCGGCGGCAGUGGCGGCGGCGGCGGCGGCGAAGCCUGCGCCGUCAAGCCUGGCGCCGCCGGGCCAGGGGUUCCGCCCGUCGCCGCCGCCGCCGCUCCCGCUGGAGCGACUGAAUACUUUCCACAAUCCGCAGAGGCGCUGUCGUACAGUACGUCAGCGCUGUACCCGGCCGUACCGACGGGCCCGUACCGACGGGUUCCUUUUUAUAAAGGGGCGGCGGAGGCGGAUGGCGGUCUCGGUGGCGACGGAGGGCUCGGGAACGCGAUGGCCGCGCCGGCGGCGGCGCCGCCACAGGCUCCCGGCGGCGGCUCCGCCGCGGCGGCGGCGGCAUGGGCUGCAGUAGCUUCCGCCGCCGCGGCGCCUGAGGGUGCAACACGUCUGGCGACUCGCGUGGUGGACGCGGCGAGGGCAGUGGGCGAGGCGGUGGUAGCGGCGGCGCACUCUCUCGCGUACGACAUUCGCAGACGGGCGGAUGAAGUGGCGCGGCGGCAACUGGCUGGCGGCAACGAGGUUGGUGGACGCCGUACAGCGGGGGCUAGCGGCGGCGGCGGCGGCGGCCGUGCGGCCGCACUGCUUCCGCUGCGAGCCGGCGUGGUGGCGAUCUGGCUACUUGCUCGUGCGGCGGCGGUGGCGGUGGGCGUGAUGACGGAGGUGUUGGCGGCAACGGGCGCAGUGGCGGCGGAGUUCCUCCUCUUCAGCGGCGCUCUGCUGACCAAGUGGAUGCCGAUGCUGAACAACAACAACAACAAUCGGCGCCGCCGCCAGCAGCAGCAGCAGCAGCAGCGCAGAUUUGCGGGACGCCGCGGCGGCGGUGGCGGUGGUGGCGGUGGUGGCGGCGGCGGCGCGCUCCGCACACACCCGGACGGUGGCUACGGACGCGGACUCGGUGAUGAGGCAGGUGACGGAGGCGGAGGCGGAGGCGGCCUGUACGGCAGCGGCUGGGGGCUGGGUCCCGGGGUGCUGGCGGCGCUGAUGGCGCCGAGCCACAUAGCCCGUACAAUGACGGCAACCGCCUUGCUUGUGUACGGUGAACUUCACGGCAGCUUGGAGGAGGCUGCUCGGGUGCUAGCCGGGGCGCUGAUGGACGCAGCGAGCCAGCUGGCGGGUCUGGCGGGUGGCCCCGGGGCAGCGGGACUGACCCGCGGGUCACUGGAGGCGCUGGGAUACGCUGUCGACGCGCUCACCGGCGUUCGUAAGAUUGGGCUACGCGCUGUAGCCCGGGAGUUCCAGAGGCGGCACGCACUGGCAUCGCUGACGCCGCCACUGCCGCCGCCGCCACCGCCGCCGGCACCGCCUCCACCCCAACUGGCUGUACGCAACACAGGCGCCGGUCCACUACCGAUAAAUGGGAUGCGGGGGAGCUCCUUUGUCAGGGCUCGGGAGAUUGACCUGCAUGUCGUAUCAACGAUUUCAAAUGUACCCCCGACGGCAAAGGCAAUUCCGUCGCAUCUUUCAACGACGAGCGAAUCCCGGGAUACUGCGCCGACCUCCGUGGUCAGCUGCAUCAGAAGUUGUGAGAGGACGGCUCUGUUGCCUCUGCCUCCGCCGCUGCUGUCGUACUGUUUUCCGACUCGCGCGUUUGGAAGGUUACGCCGGCGGACAAAAUCUGCGAUUGUGGGCAACAUGUUGCAGACGGUGGUAGUCGGCGUGGUACCCCAGCAUUAUGAUGGUCGUUGCAGCAGUGUGGACUGCGUGGCAAUCGUUUAG